Molecule: messenger RNA, 579 nt
Organism: Drosophila arizonae
Lineage: Eukaryota; Metazoa; Arthropoda; Insecta; Diptera; Drosophilidae
Gene: Cpr49Af
Product: Cuticular protein 49Af
Cellular component (GO): chitin-based extracellular matrix
Molecular function (GO): structural constituent of chitin-based larval cuticle
Source: RefSeq, a predicted model, not a curated record
AGUCGGCCCGAAACAUUUGCACAGCGUGGAUAUUAAUUCUGGAAUACCGAUAAUCAAAGCCAAAACAAACAGAAAAUGAAACUAAUCUUAAUUUGCACUCUGUUGGUGGCCGUGACGUGUGCCGAAGAUCAAGUUGAUUUUAUCACGAACAAGUCGAAUGUGGAAUACAAUGGCAAAUUCUACUACCAAUACGAGCUGCUCGACGGCUCAAAAGCCAUACAGAACGGCGAAUUGAAAAAGAUCGGAGAGGAUCAGUACGGCGAAGCGGUCAAGGGAUAUUUCUCGUUCCCCGGCGACGAUGGCAAGGAAUACGCCAUUAGUUAUACAGCCGACGAGAACGGCUAUCGGCCAGUUGGCAAUCAUUUGCCCACACCACCACCCACGCCCGAGUCGGUGCUGAAAACCCUCAAAUACCUAGCCGAGCAUCCCUACCAGCCCAGCGAGAAACAGCUUUAGCCCAUGGACUAUCGCACCCAGCAUAUAUAUGUGAUCUUAAAUGUGAAGUCAACACCAACUGUGAACCAAAAGAACUGAACGAGUCAAGUUAAAGUUACAAAAUAUACACAAAACUAGCAAAUU